Molecule: messenger RNA, 2253 nt
Organism: Camellia sinensis
Lineage: Eukaryota; Viridiplantae; Streptophyta; Magnoliopsida; Ericales; Theaceae
Product: squamosa promoter-binding-like protein 12
Cellular component (GO): nucleus
Molecular function (GO): DNA binding
Source: RefSeq, a predicted model, not a curated record
GCAUAUUGUUUGGAUUUCAAUUGGAUGUUGGCUUAGAAUACCCACUUGUAUGCUCAUAUUCAGAGCUAAACCAAACUGCUUGAUACAUGAUUUCUCUGCCUUAGACUCUCUAUAUAUCUCUCUCUCUCUCUCUCUCUCUGUAUGUCUGUGUGUGGAGAAUAGAACAAGUGGUACUAUUUUUUUGAAAGGAAAUAUUUUGGUUGCAUUCUGCAACACAUUAAUCUUCUGAUACAGAUCUGCCGAUUCAUGGACCAAGUCUUAAAGAUCUGAUUACCCAGUUGCUUGUGGAUUCUAUGGAGAAGAAGAUUGAGUGAAAUUGAUUCAUGAAUUCUCUCCCUGCAAUGGAUUGGAAUUCUAAGUGGGACUGGGAAAACCUAGUCAUGUUCAAUUCAAAAUCCAUUGAAAGUCCUAAGAAGCAACCAACUGACUGGGGAAUUGAAGAGGGAGAAAUUGACAUGGUGUCUUUUAAUCUAUCUGGAGGUGGAGGUGGUGGUUCUGGUUCUGAAUUGGCACAUGGUUCUUCUGCAAGGAGCUCAAUAUCAGCUUCUACUGAUUCUUCAUCAAAGGAGGUAAUGAAAGCAUCCAGGAAUGCUUUUGAGGUAUUUCAUGGUUUUACUGGAGAUUUUAGCAAGAAGAAUGAAUUGGCUAGAGCUGAGCUAGCUGGAACUUCUCCACCACUGGAGUCUUCAGUUGGCUCUGGUGAACCGUUGAUUGGUCUGAAACUAGGUAAGCGGACGUAUUUUGAAAACAAUUGUACUGGAGGCAACACUAAGACUUCAUCGUUCUCCGCGAUUCCUGCAUCAUCUGCUGCCACUACAGCAAAGAAAAUCAAAUCAUCUUGUCAAAGUACGCCUCCCCCACGCUGCCAAGUUGAAGGUUGCAGCCUUGAUCUCUCAUCAGCUAAAGACUAUCAUCGCAAGCAUAGAGUUUGUGAAAGUCAUUCCAAAUGCCCAAAGGUGGUUGUAGGUGGUCUAGAACGUCGGUUUUGCCAACAAUGUAGCAGGUUCCACAGUUUGUCAGAAUUUGACGAAAAGAAGCGAAGCUGUCGUAGGCGGCUUUCAGAUCAUAAUGCACGGCGCCGUAAGCCACAACAAGAUGUGAACCAGUUUAAUUCGACAAGGCUACCUUCAUCAUUUUUGGAUGGGAGGCAACAGAUGAGUUUUGUAUUGAACAAUGCGCCGCUUGUUCACACAAGAUCUUCUGCAAAUCCUACAUGGGAAAGCACAUGCAACCCCAAGUUCACACUAACUGAAGGGUAUCUGCUGAAAUCUGAGAAAAAUGGAGGCAUUGAUGGGCAGCUGCAAUUGCGAGGCACUGAGCUGCCACAUGCCAUCAGUAUGCAUGGCCAGAAUUCCAAUAGGCUCUUUCCAUCCAAGGGCUCCAAAGCUGAAAUUUUCACUCAAGGUCUCUCUUCCAAUUUGGAUGCAGCGCCAGAUCAUCGUGCUCUCUCUCUUCUGUCAACCAAUUCUUGGGGCUCAGAGCCAGCAAACAUUGCACUCGACCACCCCAUUCAUGUAAAUCUUACGACCAUGCCUCAGCCCAUGAUCCAUGGAGUCCCCCAAGGUUUGCCACUAUCUUCAUCAGACUAUUGGCAGACUGAGCAACACUCUACCGAUCCCCGACACAUUCACCCAUUGACCACAAACGAUGGCAGCCAGUUCCAUGAAAUCCAACUCCUUAAAUCACCGUAUGAAAGUGCCCUUUAUCCAAAUCUGAUGAACUGAACUGGAAUCCAUUCAGUCACUUCCUUCCUAACAAGGUUAGGCUCUCUGAGAUCCGUAUAUUUUUAAUGUUUUAAGAUAUUUUGAAAAUGGAAAUGAACCAUUUGGUCGAAACCAUUUUAACUGUCAACUAGUAAUAUUUGCUUCAAGAAAUGUAGUGUUAUUGAUCCCUGGGGGUUCAUGGUAAAGAUUUAGCCACAGAAUGGCCCCUUAAUGCUUUCGAGACAGCCUAACUGAGUUCUUGUCGUUUAAAUACAAGAAUUAAAAACUUUUUGAAUUUUGAGCUGUUGGUUUUGUACAACUUGAAGCAAUGUUGAAGUUAUGGAGGUUAGGUUUACCAACUGUUCCUGAUGAUACCCGCCGGUCUUUCAUUUUUUAUCAUAUUAUCUAAUUUAAUGCCUAUGGACACAUUGAAAACUGGCAGGCAUUAUUUUGUGGUGACAUACCUACUGUGUUGUAUUCUGUUUUUGGAUGUUGGGUUUGUUGAGGAAAAGGAAGACAAAGGAAAUGAAAUUGCUUGUUUGUUCUUUAA